AUGGAGAGGGGGGCCGGAGCCCAGCUGUGGCUCCUGCUGUGGGUCACCUGUUGCGGACACGCACAAGCCCACCACCUGAGUGACUACACUUCGGUCAUCGAAGUGACCAAUGGGGGUCCUUGGGGCGACUGGGCCUGGCCUGAGAUGUGUCCUGAUGGAUUCUUUGCCAGUGGGUUCUCGCUCAAGGAGGAGCCCCCCCAAGGCAUUCCUGGCGACGACACUGCUUUGAACGGGAUCCGACUGCACUGCUCACGCGGGAACGCCGAGCGCGACACACACGUGGUGGGGCGCGUGGAGUGA
This is a messenger RNA of Odobenus rosmarus divergens (Pacific walrus), 300 nucleotides long. It is a transcript of the gene VMO1, whose product is annotated as vitelline membrane outer layer 1 homolog (chicken). Bases 1 to 300 code for a protein of 99 amino acids. The transcript is spliced from 3 exons. The record is from RefSeq and is a predicted model, not a curated record. Lineage: Eukaryota; Metazoa; Chordata; Mammalia; Carnivora; Odobenidae.